AACUGAUGAAAAUCGAGGUGGAGAACUCCAAGGAGAACCGGAGAGGGGAGCGGGCGGAGAAAGGCGCUCGGAGGAACGGGAGCAGCAAGUCGGUCUCCCAGGAGGAGACGCAGAACACGACCCGGAAGGAGCACGACGGGGACGCCACGGCGACCGGCAGCCCCUCCUCGUCCAGGAAGGGGAAGGGCCGGCGGCGGAAGAAGGAGGGCCAGCACUGGAAGCCCUGCCAGGGCGGAGCCUGCGAUUGGACGGUGGAGACGGCGGACAAGAGCUCCAGGAGCCAGGAGCUGCGGAGGAGGCGGAACCACGGAGAGGGGAGGGGCUCGCGGGGGAGGAGCGGCGGAGGAGGAGGAGGAGGAGGAGGAUCCGCCGCCGUCCUUCCGUUCGGCCCGUCCGCUCUCUCGGCGCCGGCCCCGAUCCGGCCCCCCGUCUCGCUGUCCGACCUGCAGGUGGGCGGCAGGUGCAAGUGCAACGGGCACGCCUCGCGCUGCCGCCGCGACAACCAGGGCCAGGCCGUGUGCCAGUGCGAGCAUCACACGGCGGGGCCCGACUGCGACGUCUGCAAGCCCUUCUACUACGACCGCCCGUGGCAUCGAGCCACGCCCACCCAACCCCACCCGUGCGUCCCCUGUGAGUGCAACGGUCACUCCACCAAGUGCCGGUUCAGUAUGGAGAUCUACCAGCAGUCGGGUCGCCAGAGCGGCGGCGUGUGCCUCAAGUGCCGACACCACACCGGCGGCCGCCACUGCCAGUUCUGCCAGAACGGCUACACCAGAGACCAGAGCAAGCCCCUGACCCACCGCAAGGCCUGCCAACCGUGUCAGUGCCAUCCUCUUGGUGCGGUGGGUCGCUGGUGUAACCAGUCCACCGGGCAGUGCUUGUGUCGGGAAGGGGUGAUGGGACAGAGGUGUAACCGUUGCGCCCCCGGGUACAAACAGGGCAGAUCACCCCUGCGCCCCUGCCUAAAGAUCCAGGAAGUUCCAGCCCCAACUCCAGUCUACCAGCCUCAGUACAGCAGGGCUGAGGAGUGUCAGUCUUACUGUCACCCCUCAUCAGUGAAGGUGAGAAUGAACCUGGACACAUUUUGUCUGAAGGACUAUGUUCUGAAGAUGCAGGUGAAAGGCAUGGAACGUUCCGGGCCCUGGUGGCAGUUCUCCAUAUGGGUGCAGUCGGUGUUCCGCGUGGGCUCGUCUCGCGUGCGCCGGGGCCAGCAGGCGCUCUGGGUGCCCGACCGCGACCUCGGCUGCGGCUGCCCCACCCUCCAGGUGGGCCGGACCUUCCUCCUGAUCGGCGCCGAGGACGGCGCGCGCAACUCGGCGCCCGGGGAGCACCGGCUGGUGGCCGACCGCUCCACCAUCGCCCUCCACUGGAGGGAGCACUGGAGCCCCAAGCUGCGGGGGUUCCGGGCGCAGGACAAGAAGGGCAAGUGCCUGGAGGUGGCCCGGGGGAACGCCACCGCCCGCAGCAGACACACACACACCUCCACGGAGGAGUACACGCCUCCGCACCUGGAGCAGGGACCCCGGGGGGGCGAGGACGAGGACGAGGAGGACGACGACGCGCCACACACCCCACGCACGCCGCACGCGGGCCGGCAGAGGGCCGACGCGCACGCCGCUGCCGCGAGGCAGGACGCACACACUCACGACGCGCACGCACACGCGCACAAGCACAGGCACAAGUCCCAGCGCACACACACACACGCCGCCGGGGGACGCCAGAAACACACGCACCACACGCAUCGAGACGGACACGACGGCGACAACGACAACGACGACGAGGGGCGUCCGACAGCAGUAGACGGUCCUCACGAGACCACCUCGCCUCAGUUUAACCAGAAUGCUUUGCAGCAUGCCCCCAACCCCUCGUCCGCACCCACCGCGGUGUCGUUAGACAAUAAGAAACACCUCUUCUCCACCGUCUGCCCCACACUUCCACCUCACGACAACCCAGUUUGACACACGGGGGGGAAACGCAGGAGACGACGACGCCGACCGAAACGAAACGGACAAUAAAGAGAGACCUUUUCGGGUGAUGCACUGAAGUCAUUUCACCUCAUUUAACCUUUUGAGGGGAGAGCUUCCGACUCCGACGUCUGAACCUCUAGCGCUCAGGCUGUGGCAUGGAAAGCUACCGUUUGCUCACUCAAGACUGAGGAUGACUAGCCGCCAAUGUUUCUGUUACUCGCCUAGAAGCUGGUAAGGACACUGUGGUUCCUCUACAUUCAGGUCUCUGUGGAGAGAGAGAGAGAGAGAGAGAGAGAGAGAGAGAGAGAAAGAGAGAGAGAGAGAGAGAGCUCAUGUAUGAGGUGUGUCCACAUUGAUGGCUGAAGCCUCUGGUCAGCUCAGUAGCGGACGGACGGUCAGCUCAGUAAAAUAGGACGUUACACACGACCAGAUCAGAAGUUUAGAAGCUGCUGUGUUCAUCAUGUCAGUAAUGAGAUGGAGAGAGAACGUUCUAAGAACGCGCAACUCGGCGUCUGAGUUUGUUUUUGGUGUGUGUUCAGAUUUCAGAGGUAGAGGCCAGGAUCAAUCAGUUUAGGAUUCUCUUCCGAAGCGAUGCACAAAUGUUGGCUGAGGCUUCGAAUGACUAUUAUUUCCUCUUUAGUCAUGUGGAUCCAGACAUAAAUUGCAUCAGGUGACAACCAACAAAGACGAUUGGUGCAUUUGGGAAGUUGUUAGCUGGUUUUUGGCCCUUGACAGUAUUCAGUACCACUGUUUCAGUAAGUUGUCUUUCGACAGUCUGAUCUCAUCACACCUAAAAUAAGUUCAGCCUUUUGUUAAAAACCUGUGUUUGUGUGUGUGUGAGUGAUGAGAACAGCCGAUUCUCGCCAAAAUAAAUUAUUUUAUGACGCCAUUUUAUUACGGGAAACUCGAGGCUGCCGAUCCUUUUCUACUGAAACCCCAUCCACUGGUCUCUUAAAUCACUAGCAGCCAGCUGAAACGCAACACUGGUCACAGUAUACUUUUGCAAGUCUUAUAAAUUAUAUGGUGUUCUUUGAAAAUGUAUAUUUAUAUCUACCUGAAAUUAUAUUCGUGUAACUCGCUUGGCAAAGACAUGUACGGGGCUCUCGUUAGCACGUCAAGGGUGCUUCUUCUAUAUAGAAACACUACCUCACCGAUUUCUGAAGAUGCAAGAUGGUGCUUCUGCUACAGCUCAAGGUCAUGGAGGUGACUGAAAAUGUUUGGACAUACGGAUUCCCGAUUCCCAUAUCUCACGUACUGUAAAACACACAAUGUCUGCUCUGUAUGUCGUGCGUGAAUGAUGUUCUGUGUUAGACGUAGUCAAAAGUUGUCAAACGUUUUAAGUGGAUAAUAACAAUGCAGUGUCGAGAAUAAACAGACGUCACGCCCCAAGCUUUGCACAUGCUCACAAGCGGUUUCAUGAAUGCAGAGGUGAGAGG
This is a messenger RNA of Sardina pilchardus (European sardine), 3403 nucleotides long. Its product is annotated as netrin-1-like. The transcript is spliced from 6 exons. Gene Ontology annotation, molecular function: protein binding. The coding region runs from base 6 to 1958 and encodes 650 amino acids. Gene Ontology annotation, cellular component: basement membrane. The record is from RefSeq and is a predicted model, not a curated record. Gene Ontology annotation, biological process: substrate adhesion-dependent cell spreading; animal organ morphogenesis; tissue development. NCBI's taxonomy places the organism in Eukaryota, Metazoa, Chordata, Actinopteri, Clupeiformes, Clupeidae.